AUGGCACUUUAAUUGCAAUAGUUAGUUUUCGAAUUCAGUGUUUUUCCGGUCUUUAUUCGAUAUUUUUUCUAGAGAUCAUAAUUAUUUAUAAAUAAAUGAAUUAGUAGCAACAAUGUAUAUGUCAGUUGUAGGCGUUAAAUAAAUUUAAAUUAACGCUUUGUUUUGCCAAUACAAUAUAAUAUCAUAUUAUAUUUUAUGACAUACCUACCUAAAUAGUAUCUACAUGGAAUUUAUAAUUUAUUUGGUAUAGUAUUAGUAUAAAUAAUAAUAUUACAGGUAAAUUAACAUUUAUCUUACUGGGUUACUAUUGAGUUUGACUAAAGAUAUGCUGAGUACAAUUAUUUCCACACGAUCAGUACGGUGAAGAUAAUAUCAUAAUACAUUUUUAUUAAAAAAAUGUGCAGUAUUCUUUAUUAUUUCAACUCGAAAAAUAUAUGCACUCAAGAAAAAUGAAGCUCAGAUUUUAUCGAAACGGAAAAUGUACCUUCCUUAAUGUAAUCUCGUAUUAAUUUAAAAAUUAAAUGAGUAAAUGAGUGAUGCAUGCAAUAUUUUUCGAAUGUUAAACGGCCGAAAAAAAUGUUUCAUGAAAAACCAGCCACAAAUUGUUGCUCAAUCAAGUUGUUUAAAAUUUGGUUCGACUGUUUAUGUUUCCAUUUUGGGAGUUUAGAUUUGCCAUCAAAAAUCAUUGAAGGAGAUAAUAAUUAAUUACUAAAUUUAUCAUUAAAAUAUGGAAAUACUGAACUUACAAUUAUCAUCAGACAAUAGUACAGAAUUAGUCUUAUCUUAUCAAUGGCUAAUCUAUAUGUUCCAAAACAAACAAAAUUGUUAAACAACAGCUGAUAGCACUUAUCCAAUCGGUUAUAGGAAACGUGCUGGUGUGGAUAACAAAACAUGAAUGUUUUCGGUAUAAAAGCCUAACCGGAUAAAUGGUUUGUACGCAUUAUUCGCCGUCGUUUUAACGGUUCACUCGUUACAAAAUGAUGUCGUUAAGAGCCGCCGCAGCUUUGACGGUUAUUUGUUUGGCCAUGGUCUUGGCUGACUGUACAAACAUCCCAGAAACACUAUCGCCGUUCCCGGAUAAUCCAUUGACCAGUCCAUUUACGGAUGCCUGCAAAAACAUUGACUUUUCGCAAUCAUUCCCUUUGCCCCAGCUCAAGGAAUUUCCGUGCUCAAUUGUACCUCCCGCCUUAUCUACUUUUUUCUCUCCUCCUUUUUCUCAACUAAACUGCUUUUCGUCGGGACCAAUUCCAGACGCAACAGAAACACCUGCCGAAGAGUUGACUUCCUAAACUCGUCUACAACAGACAUACCUCGACCUAAUAAUGAGCGCUACACCAAUUUUGACCAUCAAGUUUAUAAUAUAAUAAUAUUAACUUAAGCAUUGACAAUUACAUAUUUUAACCGAUUCUUAUUUAUACUUUACGUAGCUAUAUGUGCAUAUUUUUUUAUUAGCUUAAUAAAUUACAUUCUAGAACACA
Messenger RNA from Acyrthosiphon pisum (pea aphid), 1478 nucleotides. RefSeq lists its product as uncharacterized. The transcript has 4 exons. The record is from RefSeq and is a predicted model, not a curated record. The coding region runs from base 978 to 1289 and encodes 103 amino acids. NCBI's taxonomy places the organism in Eukaryota, Metazoa, Arthropoda, Insecta, Hemiptera, Aphididae.